Molecule: messenger RNA, 444 nt
Organism: Aspergillus heteromorphus CBS 117.55
Lineage: Eukaryota; Fungi; Ascomycota; Eurotiomycetes; Eurotiales; Aspergillaceae
Exons: 2
Coding region: 1-444 (147 amino acids)
Source: RefSeq, a predicted model, not a curated record
AUGCAUUCUCGACUAGCAGAGCGCCAGGCCCUGGAAGAAAGCCAGAAGCAGGCGCUGGACCUGAUAAAAGAAGCCUACUCCGCGAUAGAGGAACCUGAUGCGACCACAGAGAACGGAAGGUUUCGAAUCAGGCUCAAGGCGCUGUGGACCCCGGCGUCGGAGACGGUUUACCAAUAUUCGCAAGUUCUCGACCUGAUGGCGGGACAGGCCCCGGAGUACGUGGCCCUCGCAUACGGGGCGAUCAAGAUCCUGCUGACCGUCCAGAUCAACCACCAGGAAGCAAAGGAGAAGAUCCAGCAGUAUCUGAAACGGAUAACGGCGGGAUUUGAGCUCACCGACCAUCUUCUGGGCUACAUGCCUACUGCCAGGCUCAUCGCGGAGUUAUCUCAGGCCUACAACCUUUUCGUCAAAUUCCAACUGUAUUCUUUUACCGGACAAUGCUGA